Molecule: messenger RNA, 1533 nt
Organism: Clonostachys byssicola
Lineage: Eukaryota; Fungi; Ascomycota; Sordariomycetes; Hypocreales; Bionectriaceae
Source: the annotation of a GenBank genome assembly
AUGGCGGAAAAGCUGAAGGAGAGUUCCAUCAUAUUGGAUGAUGACGGAACCGUUUCACACAAUGAAGCUGUGGCAACUACGGACAUGGGCGAAGAAGAGCUGGCCUUCAUGGCUAGCUUUGGAGACGAACAGAAAAAGGCCUUACUUCGAAAGAUCGACAUCAGGUUGAUCCCGUUCCUUUCUUUCCUCUACCUCAUCAGUUACCUUGACCGAGCAAACAUCGGCAAUGCGAAUAUCGAAGGCUUGUCGGAGGACCUCGGCCUGAGUGGAACACAGUACAACAUCUGCCUUGCAAUCUUCUUUGUUCCUUAUAUUCUGUUGGAAAUACCCGCGAACAUGAUAUUAAAAAAGUUCGACCGACCCUCGACUUGGAUUGCGAUAAUGACAUCAACGUGGGGGCUCGUCCUGCUUUGCACCGGAUUUGUGAAGAGUUAUGCAGGCCUUGCCGUGACCCGUGUUUUGUUGGGUGUGACCGAAGCCGGCUUCUUUCCAGGCGCGAUUCUGAUUGUUACGAGUUGGUAUUCCUGGAACGAAGUUGGCGUCCGGAUUGCGCUUUUCUAUACCUCCAGUGCCCUUGCUGGUGCGUUCUCUGGUCUUCUGGCAUUCCUGAUUGCUAAGAUGGACGGAAUUGGCGGCUACGAAGGGUGGCGAUGGAUUUUUCUUCUCGAAGGGGGCGCAAGCUUGUUGAUCGGCCUCGUCUGCCCCUUUGUGCUUAUAGACACGCCUCGACACUCAAAGUGGCUCACAGAUGACGAGAAACGGUAUCUUAUUCUCCGCAAGCAAAUCGAGGAUGGCGGUCGUGAGAGAGCUGCCAGAGGUGACAAGAUGAGCUCCAAAGUCAUCGUUUCCGCGCUUCUCGACUGGAAGAUCUACCUCCAGGCUCUGAUCGCACUUUCAAAUACGAUACCAAACUACGGGCUGAAGUUCACAAUGCCUCAGAUCAUGAAGAAUAUGGGCUACACUUCCGCAAAUGCUCAGCUCUUAACCAUCCCGCCCUACUUCCUCGGGGCUUGCAGCGCUUACGUAUCGGCUCGGUUCGCCGAUCGUUACAAGUGGCGAAUGCCCUCUAUCGUCGGACCUCAGCUACUUGUCAUUGUUGGGUUCGCCAUCAGCUUUGCCUAUGCAGGAGACAUCAAGCAUCGGAUCGCCGAGUGCUACUUUGCGAUUUCAGUGGCUUGUAUCGGUUUGUAUCCUAUUAUUCCCAGCGCCAAUGCGUGGAAUUCCAACAAUCUGGCGGGACCUGCCAAGCGUGCCAUUGGAAUCGGUUUACUUGGAACUUUCGCCAGCGCUGGCGGGCUUGGCGGCUCCUUCAUCUAUAUCCAGGAGGAAUCUCCUUGGUAUACUACUGGGUUUAGCGUUUCACUUGGUAUUGCUGUGAUUGGUCUUCUCUCAGCACUCUUCCUGGACUUUGCUCUUUGGCGGAUCAACAAAUCUAAUGAGAAAAUGACGGUUGAGGAGAUUCAUGCCAAGUACACUGAGCAGGAACUGGCUGACAUGGGAGACAACUCGCCUCUCUUCAAAUACAGGCUUUAG